Symbiodinium necroappetens is the source of this 3045-nucleotide messenger RNA. NCBI's taxonomy places the organism in Eukaryota, Dinophyceae, Suessiales, Symbiodiniaceae. The record is from the annotation of a GenBank genome assembly.
AUGGCUGGAAGAGCUAGCCAGUCACACAAAGACAGUUUCCAUGUGGGACAUUACACCGCCUGCUCCGACUCUGUUGCCGACGCAAAGGAUGCCUUUGCCAGGAAUGUGGCCAGGAUGACUCAGCAGCUACUGCGGUAUCGGGAGCACGACUGGCGGCCGGUUCAGUACAGGGAUGCCUUGGCAGCAACCGCACCUGCCCGCCUCGAAGAGCACGAAGAGCCGGACGAGCCCAAACCACGAUCUCGCAUGCUUGUGAGGAGGCCUGGCAGCUUGAGUGCUGAAGAGCGGAAGGUCGGGGCAAGCACGCCAGACCCUCCCGCGAUGAGUGGCGCCGAACUGCUGCAAGCGCUGUUGAAGGAGUGCACACUGGGCAAACAGCAACUGUGUGGUGCGGGCAGCCCAGCUCCAAGCCACAGCAGUUCUUCGUCGCGGUUGCCCGAACCAGAGCCAGCUUCGAGGGAGAGACACACGGAGUCCAAGAAGGAGCUGGAACUCCAGACCGAGCUGAACGAGAGCCGACGGGCCUUGGAGAAGAUGGCGCUCAUGCUGCACGACCGCGAGGAGCAGCUCCGGCUUGCGGAAAAACGCCCGGCGGUCCAAGCCCAAGCCACGCAAGCCACGCAAGCCUCGCAAGCCUCGCAAGCUGUCCAAGCUGCAGCCGGCUCCCCGCCACCGAAGAUGAGCCCACGGAUGGCGGCCAAGGAGAGCAUCGAGCAGAUCGAGCAGUGCGUGCGAGAGCGGGCGAAAUGCGAGGUCCUGCGGGCCGAGCUGGCGGAGCGGGACGUCGAAAUCCAGCGGCUCCGCGCUGCCGAGCGGGCGACAGAACAGCGAGCCGCCGAAGAGCUGCGCUGUGCUCGCCUCGAGCUUGCAGAGACGCGGCGCCAGCAGGAGAUCCUGGGUCUGGAGAUCCAUGAGGCAGAGCUGCUUCGCCAGCGGCGGCCUCUGCUGGAGCUCCUUGGGCUCCCUCCGAAAGCCACCCCCGAGGCCAAGCGCGAGCGCCUUGCGGAGGCCGUGGCCACCCUGAAACUACUGGUGGAGGAGUUGACAGCUGCAGAGGCUCCAGAAAGGGAGGCCUGUUUCGAGGAAGGCCGCUCCUCUACGACACCGGCGAAGGUGCGUGCCAAGGAGUCGCAGCAAUUGAGCCCGAUUUUUCCUGCGAUGGGGCUUCCAGGAGCGCUUGGCUUGCUGAAGCUUGAGCAACCGUGGCAUGCUGGGGAACGAGUGCUUCAGAAGAAGCAGGGCACCGUCCACUCUUCCGAUGAGAUGGGGCCGCACAUCUACCACAAAGUCAUUCCUGAGUCGUGGAGGGACAUGGUCGGCCCGCAGCCGCAUUUCAUGGUCAGUUUCUUCGAUCCUGACACAAACGCUAGCUGGUCCUCUCUCAUCUUCGCACGACCGGGUUUUGCUGACUGCGAGACCUCUGACGGAACUCACAUCGAUAUCGCGGCUGCCCUUGACCCGCGCGAUGCAGCAGCAACUGCUGGGAUGAUGAAGCCAAGAAUUAUGGUCGGUGCGCUUGCCAUCGACUUCAUGUCGCGACGGCGGAAUCGCUUCAAUGGAGUCAUCCGACAGGUCCACAAAAACGGACACUUUUCGAUCCGGGUCCGCCAGGCCUUCGGAAACUGUCCGAAAUACAUCACAAGGCGCAGAGUUCGGAAGAUGGGCAAGAAUCUCGAGUUUGCCAGCGAGCCGGUGAUGGAGGCAUCCAAUGUCGGCAAGUUGGAAACUGCCAUCAUCACAAGCGCAGAUAACAUGUACUUUGGAACAGGCACGGCAGAGCAUGGAGCUGACAUGAACCUUCGUGGUGGCUCCCCAGGUUUCGUGCGCGUCCUGCACGGUGGAAGUACAAUCUGCUGGCCAGACUACACAGGGAACGGAUUCUACAUGAGCCUGGGCAAUGUGCAGUUGCAGAAGUUUGCCAGUCUGGUGUUCGUGGACUGGGACGCCACAGGCCAUGGUGUUCAAGUUGCCGGAAGUGUCUGCACGGUUGAGAGGUCCGAGGUCGUGGAUGCAGAGCUGCUCAGAGUCCUAGGGGAGGAACCGCAGGCCUUGAGACUGGUGGUGAUGUCGGUGAAGAGUCUCCGCUCCAUCCCGCGAUACAGCCCUCACGUCUAUGAGAAGGUAGAGCUGAGCCCGUACAAUCCCCGGCCAAAAGCAUUGGGGCCGGAGUACUUGGCAGUUCUCCAGUGGGUGCGCCAAGAGUCCCGGGAUGUCAGGACCUUCGAGUUUCAACUGGCACCGCUUCCCAAGCCAGGAUCGCUUGUCUUGAAGCCAGGGCAACAUGUCCGGCUUGCGCUUCCUGCGCUGGGGACGGAAGCUUCGCCAGCCGAAAGAACCUGGACGGUAACCUCUUCGCCUCAGUGGCUUGCAGACCAUGGUCGCUUCCAGAUCUCAGUGAAGCUGAAGCGUGGCGGCCUGGCAUCGACAUGGCUGCACAAGCUCAGCCGCGAGGAAAUGAAGGGAGCCAACAUACACUUUCUUGGCUUCUCGGGUGAAUUUGGCCCACAACUUGAUCCCAGCAGCGGCGAGCUGCGCAGCCAGAUCGCCAUGCCACGACAUUCCGUGUUCUUGACAGCUGGGAUUGGCUUGACCCCGGCAGUGGCGGCUCUUACCGCGAUUGCAGAAUCGGGCCCCCGUCCUCAGACUCUCACAAUCUUCUACUCAGUUCGUGAGCUCUCAGAAGCGGCUUUCUUGGAGCUGCUGGCCUCGGCUGGUAGGACCCUUGUGCAGUUGCGCGUCACUUAUCGAGUCAUACUCCUGCUGACUGGGCCGGAUGCAUCGAAGGAGAGGAGGAAGCUGGAGGGGAUGCUGAGGCAGAACUCCAUCAGCUCCCUGCAGGUUGAAGCCGGCAGGCUGUCGACAAAGGUGUUGACAGAUCACCUGCCAGCCAAAGCAAUUCAACCCCACGAGACCAUCGAAGCCUUCAUAUGCUUGACCUUUGCGCACAGGGAACGCCCCCAAAUGCUGGCCGCCACAGUUGGAGUCAAGCGUGCUGAUGCGAAAGUGGUUACCCGUCCGAAGGAGGAGAUGGUGGGCGCUCCUUGA